AUGAGCUUAGGUUAGAGAGCGGUGGUGAUCUCAGUGGGCUUACGUGUGUGGAGUACAAACAGCAGUGUUAUUGGAUCUUGUGUUUGUUGUUUUUCUCAUACCCACUUUCAGGGGCAGAGGCGAAGAUUCAUCGAACGAGCGGGCAAAAGCGCUAGCAGAAUCCUCCAACGGGGCACCCAGAGUAGACAGCAUGGAGCACACCAAACGCACGCGAACGGUCAGCAAAACGUUCACCUUCCUGCUCGGCACCAUCGGGACACUGCUCGCCUGCGCCCAACUUGCGACUGGCUGCAACGAGAUGGUGUGCGCCAGCAUCGUCUCCAAGUGCAUGCUGACGCAGAGCUGCAAGUGCGACAUGAAGAGUUGCACUUGCUGCAAGGAGUGCGCAGAAUGUCUCAGUUAUCUUUACACCGAGUGCUGCAGCUGCCUGGAGAUGUGCCCGAAGCCGAACGAGACCUCCAACGAGUUGUCGAAGCAGUCGCACAUCGAGGACCUGGAGGGCUUCCCGAACCUGUACGACGUGAUCACGUCCGAGCAGGACGCGCAGGGUCGCUGGAAGGUGAUCUCGUUUCCGAUCGACAUCGAUGCGGCCCUGUACGGGCCCAAGGCAGACGGCGGUACGAAGUAUAUUGUCCACUCAACUGAUAUGGAUCUAAAGCAGAAGUACGACGAUCCCAACAAGGUCACGGUGAACUGCACCGUUGCGUACCAGGCACAGUGCAUGUCCUGGAACAAGUGCAAGGAGAGCUGUCGAACGAUGGGGGCCAGCAGCUAUCGCUGGUUCCACGAUGGUUGCUGCGAGUGCAUCGGCCAGAACUGCCUUAACUAUGGCAUCAACGAGUCACGGUGCCGCGACUGCCCCGAAAACAAGGAGCACGAUCUGGACGAUUUUGCCGGCGAGGACGAGCUGGACUACGGCGACAGCAUGGGCCCGCUCGACAAUGCGGCGAUCGAGUCGACCAAUAUAUGAAUCGUACUCGGUUCGCUGGCGCUCUUCUUCCUCUGCCGGUACAACACGUUGGCCGCGCUGUGGGUCGUUUAAAUAUGUAUGAUUAGACGCCAUUCACUGAUGGGUGGCUGUUACUCUCUCUCUCUCUCUCUCUCU
This is a messenger RNA of Anopheles coustani, 1105 nucleotides long. Its product is annotated as protein twisted gastrulation-like. Lineage: Eukaryota; Metazoa; Arthropoda; Insecta; Diptera; Culicidae. The transcript is spliced from 4 exons. Gene Ontology annotation, biological process: regulation of BMP signaling pathway. Bases 191 to 970 code for a protein of 259 amino acids. The record is from RefSeq and is a predicted model, not a curated record.